CAAUAAAAUCUUUGGUUGAAACUACUCUGUACACAGAAUACACAAUUAACUUGUGUUUACUAUUUUUAUUUGAAUUGUUUCAGAAAUUAAUUUUCAAUGUAUUGGUCUUUUACCGGCUAUUUAUUUGUUUUUGUAUAAAGUUUAACUUUAUAAUAAAUAUUAUACACAAAUUAUAGAAUUGUAAUACAAUGUCCGGACCAGUACAAGACGUUGUAGAAGAAGAUGCAGCCGAUUUACAGUUUCCUAAAGAAUUUGAAAAUGCUGAGACUCUUCUUAUAUCAGAAGUAGAUAUGUUAUUGGAACACAGAAAAGCUCAGAAUGAAUCUGCUGAGGAGGAACAAGAAUUCUCUGAAGUUUUUAUGAAGACACUCACUUAUACAAAUAUGUUUAAAAAAUUCAAGAACAAAGAAACUAUUGCUGCUGUAAGAAACCUUCUUCAAUCCAAGAAACUACAUAAAUUUGAAGUAGCAAGUUUAGCCAACUUAUGUCCAGAAACACCAGAAGAAGCCAAAGCUUUAAUACCUUCACUUGAGGGAAGAUUUGAAGAUGAGGAACUUAGGAUAUUACUAGAUGAUAUUCAAACGAAACGCAGUUUACAGUACUAGAAAAAUAUUUUAUAUCAAGUCAUUAAUUUAUACUUUUCAUAUAUUGUUACUAUUCAAUUGAUACAAUAAAAAUAAAUUCUAUUUA
Messenger RNA from Galleria mellonella (greater wax moth), 690 nucleotides. RefSeq names its product DNA-directed RNA polymerase II subunit Rpb4 (gene Polr2D). NCBI's taxonomy places the organism in Eukaryota, Metazoa, Arthropoda, Insecta, Lepidoptera, Pyralidae. Bases 189 to 605 code for a protein of 138 amino acids. Gene Ontology annotation, molecular function: translation initiation factor binding; nucleotide binding. Gene Ontology annotation, biological process: nuclear-transcribed mRNA catabolic process, deadenylation-dependent decay; transcription initiation at RNA polymerase II promoter; positive regulation of translational initiation. The record is from RefSeq and is a predicted model, not a curated record. The transcript has 3 exons. Gene Ontology annotation, cellular component: RNA polymerase II, core complex; P-body.